GCAGACGACAGGCAACUGUGCCUGGGCUGCAGCACCAUCCCCAGGUUUCUGCAGCUGCCACGGGGCACUCAGGCCUGCUGGGAUUAGUAACUGGCUCACAGCCUGAGAGCCAAGGCCCUAAAUAGAGGGCCGCCUAUGCCUGCUGCAGAAGACCUUGGCAGCAGCUGCUCCACCUUGUCACAGGCAGGGAAACUGAGGCCCAGAAGGAGAGAUGGAUUUUCCACUGUUACCUGUUGGGAAGCCUUUCAUCUCACUGAAAGGCCCAGAUCACAGGGUAACGUCUUCUAAUUUAGUGCAGUUUCUCUGUACUGCUGGCCCUUUCAGCUCCAGAAACCUCAGUGUCAGCUGGCUGAAGAACAGUAACGAACAUCCAGCCUCAGCCCCACAACUGGUGCCAGUCAACAAUCACUCUUACUCUGUCACAAGCAAGGCAUGGGUGGCCUUGACCAAGCAAGAUAUCUUGUCUCAGAUCACCUGUAAAGUCACCCAUGGAGACAUUGAUGAACCCCUAAGAAUGACCAUUAAUCUUUCUCAAGUGGUCAGAGUUACCCCCACACUGAAGAUCACCACUGAGCCCCCGGAGAUCCAAGAUCAUGCACAUCAGAGAGUGAACCUGACUUGCCAUGUAAGCAACUUCUAUCCCCCAAACAUGCGCCUCAUCUGGGCUAAGAAUGGGCACAAGAUCCUGACUGUGGAGCAUACUCAGGCCACCAGAAACUCCGAUGAGACUUACUCUGUACAGCACACAUUACAGGAAGAUGCCAUAUUGAAUGAUACUAACUUUAUCUGCUGGAUGAUCCAAGAUGACCAGCCUCCAGUUGGGGACAGCAUCACCCUGGGAACCCCCAGGAAGGUCAGAGGAAGGAAAGAUUACUCUCAUAACCUCGAAGGGCCCCUGCAGCGGUUUGCACCUGGAGCAAGCAUCCAAUUGAAGUACACCUCCUCUGAAUUGCCAACCCGGCAGGUUACUGUGAUUUGGCUUAAAAACAACCACAGCCUUCUCCAGACCCAGACCAAUGUCUUCUCAGGUGGAGAGACCUACAACGUGACCAGCACUGUCCUCGUCCCACUGGAGAGUGAUGACAUAUUAUCUUUAGUUCUCUGCCUGGUUGAGCAUAAGUCCUUAGUGGUUUUCCAGAAAGUCAUCUACUUAGACCAGUACCUUUAUGUUCCUCCGGCAGUGAGAGUGUCCCAGUCUUCAACUGUCUCCAAUUUGGUGACUGUUACUUGCCAUGUAGAGAGAUUCUAUCCAAAGGAUAUAUGUCUCACUUGGCUGGAAGACUGCCAUGUGAUCAGGAGAAUGGACAAACCUACACCUAAGAGGAAUGAGGAUGGGUCCUACACUCUGGAGAUCCUGCAAUUGGUAAAUGCAUCAAUGCAGAGGUCUGAUCAAGUACUCACUUGCAAGGUAGAGCAUGAGGCCCAGCCUCCCACCCAUGCCAGCAUUAUAUUGUCUACAGCAUCCUUUCCCAUACGCAAAGCCAUCAGGAGCCUAAGUUCAGAGAAAUCUAUCCACAUUUUUGUGGCUUUCCUUCUAUGCCACAAGGUCCUUCUGGUGGUGAGUUUACUGGUCCUCUUCACGUACAGGUGGUGGAGCCUGUGACAGGAGCUCAAGUGGCGAGAAGAUGCAAAGAUCUGCUGUUGAUCCGAGACUCCUGCUCUGCACUCAUCUGCCUCCUCCAUACAUGUGCUCCCCCCGCACACUGUCAGAUGUGGACUUAGAUAGUUUAGGGUUGUUUCGGACUCAAGAUACUAAAUUUCAAAUGAGCUCUUCUUCCAUCCAAAAGGCAAUUUGAUGAAGAAGAAAAUGGAUGUUCACUCUGUCUCAUGGUCAAUCUUUAAUUUUCCAGUUCUCACAACCAACUAGAAUUUCUGCAAGCAUGAUUUAAUUUUAGCAGACACGAAACUUAAAAUUAUUGGGCUGCUGAAAAAGAAUUUUCCUAUCUUGAAAUGGGAUUAAAAAGAGUAUAAAACGCCUCUGGAUUUACUAUAACG
This is a messenger RNA of Rattus rattus (black rat), 1995 nucleotides long. RefSeq names its product signal-regulatory protein beta-1-like. Lineage: Eukaryota; Metazoa; Chordata; Mammalia; Rodentia; Muridae. Gene Ontology annotation, cellular component: plasma membrane. The transcript is spliced from 7 exons. Bases 212 to 1603 code for a protein of 463 amino acids. The record is from RefSeq and is a predicted model, not a curated record.